Alternaria conjuncta is the source of this 225-nucleotide messenger RNA. RefSeq lists its product as uncharacterized. Bases 1 to 225 code for a protein of 74 amino acids. The transcript is spliced from 3 exons. Gene Ontology annotation, molecular function: (R,R)-butanediol dehydrogenase activity. The record is from RefSeq and is a predicted model, not a curated record. NCBI's taxonomy places the organism in Eukaryota, Fungi, Ascomycota, Dothideomycetes, Pleosporales, Pleosporaceae. Gene Ontology annotation, biological process: butanediol biosynthetic process. Gene Ontology annotation, cellular component: cytoplasm.
AUGGGUUGGGGAGGUGGGUUAUCGGAUCGGGUGUGCGUAGAUGCGCAAUUCGUGUUCAAACUGCCUGAGAAGAUAACGUCAGAGAUCGGAGGCGUAGCUUUGGUCGAACCGCUUGCAGUGGCGUGGCAUGCUGUCGAACAGUCGGCUGCCAAAGCAGGGGACAACAUCCUGGUUAUCGGCGCCGGUCCGAUUGGUUUGGCCAUCCCCCAAAUCGAAGGGACUUAG